GAGCUUGGUUAAUGUAAGUAAUGGCAACAUGACGGUGGAGAAGAGCAAAGGCACGGAGAAGAUCCUGCCGCCGGCCGCCACGCGCAAGGUGGCGCCGGACGGCGGCUGGGCGUGGAUGGUGUGUCUGGGAGUGAGCUUGGUUAAUUUUUCAACACGAUCCCUAGAGCCGUCCUUUGGUCUUCUCUUCAAAGACCUGCUAGAAGACCUGGGCGUCCAGACAACUGGUGCUGCAGUCAUCGCCAGUACUCUCGACUCCGUGGUCAACUUUUCCGGUUUCUUCGUGGGCCCCGUCAUAAAAACCUUUUCAUACAGAAAGGUUUGCUUCGUGGGCUCCAUGAUAUGUGCCCUUGGACUUCUCUUCACCGCACCAGCGAACAGCAUGGCUCAUAUACUGGCCACGUAUAGUAUAUUAGGAGGACUUGGAGUUGGUCUAGCCUCAUCAUCAUCUUUUGUAUCACUAAAUCACUACUUUUCGAAGAAGCGUGGUCAGGCCGUGGGUUUGUCCAUGGCUGGGACGGGUUUUGGGUUGAUGGUCAUGCCACAGUUAGUCAAAAUACUGCUCGGAGAGUUUGGGUUUAGAUGGACGGUGGUGAUACUGGGUGGUAUGGCGUUCCACGCGGUGUUGGGGUCGUGUCUACUUCAGCCUGUUAAAAGACAUCUCAUAGACGAGCCUAUUGACUGUGAGAUGCAACUUGUAAAGGAAAUGGAGUGCAUACAUGAAAGCGACGAGGAAGCCGAUGACAAGUUCGAGAUAAACCCACUCGUUACACGGGGCGUUCUGCCGAAGCUCACCAAACAGCGUUCCCAUGGAAACAUGAACCAUCCAUCCGUGAGGACCGUCGGUCUUCCGAGAGCUAAGACUUGUGACAAACCCUUGCAGGAGUUCGAAAUAAACGCCAAAAUGGGUACAGGGUUGACAACCGCCGCAUCGGUGGGCGCCAUGCAAAGGGUUAUCUCUAGCGGCAGUAUGAGCGAGGAGGCGAGGAAGAGAAAAGUAUCUGUGAUAUCAAAUAUAUCCAAUAUGGACUUUACUGGGAGCUAUUUUCAGUUGUAUCUUGAUACAGCAGACGAAGAUGCGUUACAAAUGAAGCCAUUAAAAAAAACGCAGCCAGUAGAGGAACAACAGAAGCAAGGCUUCUUUAAAAAGUUCAUCAGCCUUAUGGACUUGGAUCUUUUAAAAGAUUGGUCCUUUUUGAAUCUUUUAUUGGGCCUAUCGUUGUUUUGGAGUGGGGAGCUACAGUUUAGGAUGUUGACGCCAUUCUUUAUAAGAAGUUUAGGGUACAAUUUGAAUGACACGGCGUUUUGUUUAUCCAUCACCGCCAUAUCUGACAUUGGCGUGCGGUUGGUGUUGCCACCGAUAUUUGACAGGACCAACAUCACUAAGAAAAUGGUGUUCUUUGUGUCCAGUUUCUUCUUGGCUGUGACUAGAUCAGUUCUAGCAGAACAAACAGAAUGGAUUCCUCUGAUGAUUUGGUUGUCAAUAUGCGGGUUCUUCCGAGGCAUGUGUCUCAGUAACUUCACUCUGACCAUAUCUGAAUACUGUCCAUUGGAAAAGCUACCCGCCGCCUUCGGGCUACAUAUGGUCAGCAAGGGAGUCCUAGUUGUGCUGAUUGGGCCGAUUAUAGGUUACGUGAGAGACUACACUGGUAGCUUCGCUAUAUGCAUCCACGUACAGAACGCCAUGAUAAUGUCCUGCGUUGUAGUUUGGGGCAUAGAGUACGCACUGGCGUUUACCAGGAGACGCAAGGUUGUACAAAUAUAGUACAUGCUAUACUUAGUGCAAAGUUGCACAAACAUAGUACAUGCUGUACUUAGUGCAAGGUUGUACAAAUAUAGUACUGUAGUUACUGCAAGGUUGUACAAAUAUAGUACUGUAGUUACUGCAAGAUUGUACAAAUAUAGUACUGUAGUUACUGCAAGAUUGUACAAAUAUAGUACUGUAGUUACUGCAAGUUUGUACAAAUAUAGUACAUGCUGUACAUAGUGCAAGGUUGUACAAAUAUGGUACUGUUGUUACUGCAAGAUUGUACAAAUAUGGUACUGUUGUUACUGCAAGAUUGUACAAAUAUAGUACUGUAGUUACUGCAAGAUUGUACAAAUAUAGUACAUCCUGUGCUUAGUGGAGUAGAAACCUGCAUCCAGCAUUGCUGGUAGGUAGAAAGACAUCUAAAAGACAUUCGAAGUGUAUUGUUAUAAUUUUUUGGCAUAUCGUAGUAUUAGGUAACGGAAUUGAACGGUCGUUUUAUAUGUGUGUCCUACUCGAGCUUAUACAUCAAUGAAUCGUUAUUUAUAUGUGCGAGAUUUAUCACGAUUCGUUAUAUAUUUUGUUAGUGGCAUUCUUAAAUAAAGGUCGCUGCAUACAUAAUGGGGUUGGGAUGUGAACCGAACGGGAGAUGGGACAUAUUUGUUGUUUUUACUCGCCUAAAUAAUAAUAUAAUAAAUCCAGUAAGUAUUCGAAAUUCAUUGAUGUGAUAACUCGGUGAAAUGCAGUAAUUAUAGGACCUAAAAGUGGGUUGUUGCGUUAGUUUCAAAUUUGUGCCCAAAAUAUAAUCCAGAAAUAAAUAAGUGGUUCACAUAAUGUGAAUAUAUCGGAAAAUGUAAUAUGUAUUUUGAAAGAAUAUUUAACAAUAAAAAAGUUUUAAACAAAUAAAAAGGCACAUUACAUUUUAUUCUGACUUCAUCAGAAUUCAUCAUAUACAUACUCGUAUGUAGGGUUUUAUUUAGAAUACGUAACAAGGACAUGUUCACGAUUAAGUACUCCAGGUAAUUUUUAAUCAUUUUUUACAUAACUUUCUUAUAAAUCAGUUGCAUAUAUUCCGAUAAUUUGACACAAUAUGUUGAGCUACUUAUUUGUUACAUUAGAACGGAAUCUAGUUUAGAAGUUUAAAUUCUUAAACAAUAUUUUAUAUGUACCUAUUAUAAUUAUUUCAUGAUUGUACUGUACUGUUGUUAUGUAACAUUCGAAUUUAUAAUGCUCUUUACUAAUAAAACGGGAGCUUGUGCUGGCUAGACUUUCCUCAUUUUAUAAUACUGUAGGUAUUUGUCACCUACCAAAUUAAGUAAACUAACUGACUAAUACAGUAUUGGUAUGUAUGGAGAGUGUGCACAAGAGCUAUUUGAGCUUGUACCACCGUCACCUUUUUACCAUCGCACUGCAAGACACCGGGUAGGUUCCCAUCCCUACGUCAUUGACAUUCCUAGGACUCGUACGAAGCGAUUUGCCUCUUCGUUUCUUAUACGUAUGGCUAGGGUAUGGAACUCUCUCCCGAAGUCAGUAUUUCCUAAUUCUUACAACUUGGGCAUCUUUAAGAUGAGAGUGAAUAGGCAUCUUCUAGGCAAGCGCGUAUCACCUUAGGCCACAUUUACACUUACCAUCAGGUGAGAUCGUGGUCAAGCGCGAGCUUAUUUCGUAUCAAAAAAAAAAUGUAUGAUAGGCAGCAGUAGCGAAGUCUGAAAAUUAGUAGGUAACCCAUUCAUGUGUUUUGGCCACGUGCGUUAAAUGUAUUAUUAUAAACGUCCGUAAAACCCGUGGAAUUUUAAAAGGUAAUCCGAUAGGAAUCGGGUUGUUAGGAAACAUCGCCCCUAGUAGGCAGCUAUGGAGAUAUGGUGGCUUUAGAAGCUUGCAAGUUUCAAUGGUCCAUAGAUGCCCACGGUAUUUAACUUGACAGCCUCCGUGGUGCAGUGUUAUGCGCCGUGGAUUUACAAAAUGGAGGUCCUGAGUUCGAUUCCCGGCUGGGCUGAUUGAGGUUUACAUGAUUGGUCCAGAUAAGGCUGGUUGGAGGCGUCGGCCGUAUCUAUUUACCACUCUACCGCUCUAAGACAUACCGCUAUUUAGCGUUCCGGUACGAUGUCGUGUAGAAACCGAAAGGGGUAUGGAUUUUCAUCCUUCUCCUACCAAGUUAGCCCGCUUCCAUCGUAGAUUGCAUCAUCACUUAUCAUCAGGCGAGAUUGCAGUCAAGAACUAACUUGUAGAUUAAUAAAAAAAAGCCAACACACUUUCAGCUUUUAUGAAAAGAGGAAGGUCUGGCAUUUACAAGCCUUUAGUCUGUAAAGCAAACAGAAUGACAGUUUUGCUACUCAUGUACUAUGUCUAAAUUAUUUUUACCGACUAACGGCAGGCGUCCACAUAUCGGCAUCGUUCGCAUUGCUUCAAACGGAUUUUGGUAUUUUUUAUAUAAAUUCAAACAAAUGUGUUUCACUGAUCCGCAUCGUACAGAUCGAAUCGAACGGAUUUUAUCUACCGUAAAGCGGAUCAGUGGACGCCUAGCAUAAUAGUGGCAGAAAUGAAAUUGUGUUCCUUUUCGUUGCGUUGAUUGUUGACGCAUGCUAACCUUAUCUUAAAGUGACUAAAAAUAAUGUCUUGCAUUCAUUAAUAGGCAAAACACAAAUAAACAAACAAGUAUUAUUGUGUAAAUGCCAGGUAAAAAUGAUUUAGAUAUACCUACUUAGUUGUAAUUGAUUUCUACUUGAUAUUAUUUUUACAGCGAAAGUUUAGUUUAAUUGAGAAUAAUAUGUAAUUAUGUCGUAAAUUGUUUUAAAUUGUUCUUUGGAGCCAUCUUAAAUUAACGAUCGUUUACAACACCAAACUAAGUUUGGUGUUUCCUAUUUAAAAACAUUCAGAGCCCUUUGUUUUGUUUUGUUAAUUCUAUUCAAUAUUUGAUUUAAAUGUAAAUAAAAUAAUUUCGGAAAUUAUAUUAUAAUUGAAUAUAUUCUGGAUUUAAAAUUGCAGAAUGUGUGGUGACACAAGGGAGUGAUAUCACACAAUUAAAUAAAUAAUAAACAUUAGACUUCAGACAAGGAACAAAGGAUGUGUCAAAAAUAACGAAAUUAACGUAAUUUAUUUGUAGAUGGCCCUUUAGACAAUUUUGUUAAAAAUAUAAUUAAAUAACGCAAAUUUUAUAGCUGUUAUACUUAACUACAUGAUACUUAUAAAAUUUGUACUUAAGAUUAGUAGAAUUUACUUGUAGUAAGUUCUUCUGUUCUUUAGCAAUGUUCUACUUUAUAAAGGAAGCAUUUAUACUUAAAGCAACCGAUUAAACUCAAGAUUAAUUUAAGGUUAAAAAAAAUAGUACACUUUGAACAUGGCUUUGGUUAAAAGCUUCUAUGUUAUGAAUUUUAGUAGUAGGUACGAUUAUGUACAAUAAAGUUAUAGAAAUUUAUAUUUAUAGUUUAGAUUUAGUUGUUGUUUAAAGGUCAUAGCACACAUAUCAUAUCGGAAAAGGAACGUAAUCACAUCGCUUCGUCGUCAAACAGGCGACGAAAGGCCAGAACGGGGGAUGAUUUAUUGUUUACCCAUUAAUUUUAAUGUAAAACUAAGCAUAACUUUUUAUUGAGUGGUCUGAUUUUGAUAAUUCUUAGUUUAUUGGAAAGAUAUUAUUUUUCCAAAGACGUGUAUAUUUGAAAAAAAAAACUAUUCGAACCCUAAGAGUAGGAAAAUAGGGAACGAGUUAUAACCCAUCUAAUCAUGAUUGUGUACCCAUUAAUUUUACCACUGGCACUGCACUCGAAGUGACCAGUAGAUAUAAAUAUUAUAAUGUUUUCUUUCGCUUAUUAGUUUCUUGCAUACGUUUGUUUUUUUGAAGUCGGUAGUAUUUUUUAAUUAUUUACUAUAAAAAAUAGCAUAGAUAUUGUUUAAACAAUAUAAAUCAUAUUGUUCCCGCACCAAUAGGUUUCUGAUUUCAAAUAACAUAAAAAAAUAUAUAAUUUAAAAAAAAACAACAUCAAAAUUGAACCUGUUUCUGAGCACUUUCAGAAUAAUGCUGUUUUAUGUUAUAUAGCGCGAGCCGUAAGCUUAUCAAGAAAUGAGGCGAUUACUUUCCGAUUCGUCUUUCCGUUCGCUGUAACGAGUUUCAUAAAAAGAAUACUGGACGGCUUGAGUUGAUAUGUGUGCUCUGACCCUAAAUAGUAUUUUUAUUAUUGUUGAGUGAGUUGAGGUUUGCUGCUUGAAAGUUAUUGAGUUGAUGCUCAAAUUCUUCAAUAUUUAAUUAUUUUUAAUUAUUUUCUUUCAGUGUAGAGUUUUAGCACAACCAUGACUGAAUCUAUUCAUUGUUUUUAGAAUGUAUUUUUGUAGUAAUAGUGAUUCAUUUUAAACUUUAUCGCUAUAAUGAUAAAGUAUAAAGUUACUCACUCAAAUUCAAUUAAGUAAAUAUGGAAUGAACACGUCAAAUAAUCUUCUCUCUAAAAAUUUUAUAGAUCCAUUUUAGGCGAUUUUCUAGUAGUUCCUUUACAAUUUUUAGAUGUCUGUAUUUUUUAUGUAGAUUGUAUUAAUCCUUUUUGUAGACCUAUUUAUGUCUACUUGUUUAUUAUGCGAUAUAGACUUCAUAAUUUGUAAUAAUUAUUAUACGACUUCCUAGAAAAGUAAUAAUAUAUUUAUUGUGGUUUAAAUAACAAUAAUUUUAUAAUAAUUUUGUCUACCUACACGUUUUAUUUUCUAUAAUGUAUUUUGAUAUUUAAACCAAUAACGUUUAGUGAAUAAUUAUAAAAACCUCCAAAAACUGUAUAAGCAUAAAAAAAAUAAAAUGGGUGUCAUUUAUUGUAAAUUUGAAACAGUUGGUUUUUAAGGUAAUUAAAUGCUUUUGUGAAAACAAUUUAUUUGUAUCACGUUUACAUUGCUCGUCAGUGUAAACGCACGUUUAACAUUUACGUUUUUGUUAUAUAGAAAUACCUUAACUAAAUUAUACCUCGCGAUACACUCCUGGACCAUAUCAUUAUAAAGCAAUUUUUAAAUAUUAACGAUAUUAAUAAUGUGUUAUUUUUAUACUCAAGUAGCUAAUAGUUACUUAACUAAGUGUGUACUAGUAGUAGAAGAUCCGAAUUAGAAACGACCUUCACCCAUCUGUUUAAUGGAUAAAAAGUGUUUUAUAUCAAAUUCAGUAAAUUAAAAAAUACAUUGCGAGUACUUACCAUCACGAUUUGAGUCAGAUUGUAGUCAAGGGCUAACUUGUAGAGAAAAAAAUAAAUAAAAAAAAUGGUUGCCUAUACAUCUGGCCAAAUUAUUAUUAACUAUCGUUAAUAAAGAAGAGUUUUUGAGGCAACCUACUCGCAACAUAUUUUUUAACAUACUAAUUUUGAUACAAAAUAUUUUUCAUCCAUUACACAGAUGGGUGAAGCUCGUUUCUAAUACGGAUUAUAUAGCGCUAUAAUGAUUUAUUGCCAGGAGCGUGGGAGUGAGGUAUGAAUAUUUCUUUACAUAUAUAGAAUAGUAAAAGAAUUAACUACUACGUUCGUACGUAUUACUUAUUAUAAUGACUACUUUCCAUUUAAGGCGAGCUAGUAAGGAGGUUCUGUGAGGUUAUAUAAGGUGAUUUUUGUAACUCCAGUAGGCCUAACAUGUGACCUACAAAGAGAAAAUCUCGUGAAGAGAAAUAGACAAAGGCCUCGGCCUAAUGUGAUGGCCUAAAAAGAGUGCGAUACUUCCAGUUCGGCCACAAUUUGUCGAUUUUCUGCGGCUUCUUGGUGUCAGGUCUUAUUAAAUGAUCCUAACGAACCUUCGGGCGUUAGUCGCCCAUAGGUUCAUUGUUGUUGGCCUGUUGUAUUAAUUAGCGAUUUAUAUUUUCAGUAAGCAAUCGAUUUAUUAUACUCGUACCAGUAGAAAUUAAUGCAAAUAUAAUGUGUACGUAAAUUGUUUUUACCUGGUACCUUUUUAUAUAACAUACAUUGAUACAAUCGAUAGAAUAUUGCAGCUAACCUGUAUGUCGGAUGCAAUCUUUAUAACGACUCCGAAAUAAGUUUCGCGCAGGUUGUACUUAAAGUACGUUAAAAUCGUGCGCGGGGUGUUGCACCGCCGCCGCGGCCCUACGUAACCGGUGAUUCCUAAAAUAGUGUAUUGGGCAGAUUGAUGCAAGCGUUGCUGUUCCGAAACUUCAUAAAGAUUGCAUCCGACUGUAAUAGAAUAAAAUUGUGCAAGUGCCCAGUCUAUUCUCCAACAUCUUAAAGGCAACAUUAUCAAACUGCAUUGCCGGUUAUUUUGUUAUCCCAGUGAAGAAAACUUAUUAGUUUAUUGGUUUAAUGUAGUAUAUUAUUUUAGUCUAAUAUCCGUAUUAGAAACGACCUUCACCCAUCUAUUUAUUGGGUGAAGGUAGUUUCUAAUACGGAUCUUAGACAAUUAGAAACUACCUUCACCCAUCUGUUAAUAUUGCAAGUGUGAAAUAAUGUACUAAUUUUAACGUACUAAAGGUUGCUUAAAAAAUUCCUGGCCAAUCUAUUAUUAACCAUUAUUAACCAUUAUUAACUAUCAUUAAUGAUAGUUUUAAGGCACCCUACUCGCAACAUAUUUCUUAACAUUAUAAUUUUAUGUAAAACAUCCAAUAUAUAAAUGGGUGAAGGUCGUUUUUAAUUCGGUUAUUUUAAAGACAUGUAUAGCCACUUCAAAAAUUAAAAAAAGUUUGAGAACGUCAAAUCCGAUUGAUAGGUUGAUCACGUGGUAUAUCAAUAACGAAUGUCAUUUUCAUUCAUUUUUAGUUUUCGAAGCGGUUGCGUUUGUAGAAAGUUAAUAAUCGAUAAUAAUUAAUUAUGUAACAUGGUUAGAGCGGCUGUGUGACGUCACAGUGAAAAUUUUAUGAAAAUUACAUAAAACACUUUAAGUCUGACAAUACACAUUUUGAGGUGUCAGGUAAAAAUAAUAAUCUAGAUAGAUAAUAAAUAACUUAUCCUACAGCAAGCGCAUUAUCAACUGAGUCGUCGGGCCACAAAUUAUUUCUUCCAUGUCUAUUUAUCUUUUGACAUUUAUACCCCUCAGCUCACUCGAUAACGCGCUUCCUAAUGUAAGGAAAAAAAAUGUGUAACAAAAGUAUAUCGCUUAUUAGACUGGCGUCUUACUUAAUACACUUUAUAAUAUUAUUUUGUGUAACAAUGUUAC
Molecule: messenger RNA, 8857 nt
Organism: Bicyclus anynana (squinting bush brown)
Lineage: Eukaryota; Metazoa; Arthropoda; Insecta; Lepidoptera; Nymphalidae
Exons: 7
Coding region: 29-1762 (577 amino acids)
Biological process (GO): monocarboxylic acid transport; transmembrane transport
Molecular function (GO): monocarboxylic acid transmembrane transporter activity
Source: RefSeq, a predicted model, not a curated record